Molecule: messenger RNA, 395 nt
Organism: Amoebophrya sp. A120
Lineage: Eukaryota; Dinophyceae; Syndiniales; Amoebophryaceae
Source: the annotation of a GenBank genome assembly
UGCGCUCCUGCAUGUAACUAGGGUAGUCCUACCGGUGUGUGGGCGUGAUAAUUUUUUUCUCCGCAAUCCGCUGAUGGUUUGAGAAACAAACCGGCAUAAAGAGUGGGCGAUAUGCUGCGUGCCCGGACCGACCUCCUGGAUGAGCACGACUUAUCCAAAUUGAUCGUCAGUGUGUGCAACUACUUUUCCUUGGGGCAGACCGAGUUAGCGCGGGCGCUUUGGCGCAUCGUGGCGCAGCGGGAUCUGCCACAGGCACUGCGGGUUUUGAAGAUAAUUUUGUGGCAUGGGCCGCCACGGCAUUGGGUUCCGAGCACUAGCACCCCUUCUUCGGCGCACCUGUGCUGGUUCUGCUUGCACCUGAGUUUGGCCCGCGGACAGCAGCUGCGCAUUCCCCG